AAGUAAGAGGGAGAAAAGAAGAGCAUAUAGAAAGUAAUUUGAAAAAUUCUAAGACAGAAAUAGGUCGAAGGAUUUCGAAGAUGAUUUGGCCUUGUAAAAGUGAUCGAUAAUAGGUGGUAGUAGGUUGAGGUAGUAAGUUGAGGAGAGGAGCGUCGUGUAAAGGGCCGAUAUCCGUGCCACUUGGGAUCCCCUGUUUCCUACGUUUCCUACUCUUACACAUUUACACAAGUGUUAGCAGCAGUUUUGCUUCGUCGUCGUUGUUCGUAGGAAAAGCACGCAGUCGCAAAGUGAACGCGCAUCACAUCGUGUUCGUGAUCACCAGAGACAAACCCAGGAGUUCGAUUUUGACAUUGUAUCAUCUUAACACGUAUAAUAUGGUAACUAUGAGCUCCGAAAAAUCGGCAUCCCGCCGAAAACCAAUAGAAAAUAACGAUACGAGAGAAUCUUCCGAUCAAAUUGGAGAAAGGGAAGAUAAUAAUCGUACCGAGGAGGAGAAUGUUGAAAAACAUAAUACACCCACGCAUCGUGUCACUGCCUGUUGCGCUGAAGAUACACCAAAUUAUCUCGUCUAUAAAAAGAUGGAAUCAUUGGUUGAAAAAAUGUUAAACGAAUCUACAGGUGUUCCUGUAAAAACAGUUAAAAGUUUUAUGACCAAAACUCCAUCCGUUUUUACAGGUACCGAUUUGAUAUCGUGGAUGAUGAAAACUAUGGAUAUUGAUGAUCAAGAAUCUCUUCACGUGGCACAUCUCAUGGCAUGUCAUGGUUAUUUUUUCCCCAUUGACGAUCAUUGUCUUACCGUUAAAAAUGACAACACAUUUUAUAGAUUUCAAACGCCUUAUUUUUGGCCAUCUAAUUCUUGGGAACCAGAAAAUACCGAUUACGCCGUUUAUUUAUGCAAAAGAACGAUGCAGAAUAAAACUCGUCUUGAAUUGGCUGAUUACGAGGCCGAGAAUUUAGCUAGGUUGCAAAAAAUAUUUUCACGAAAGUGGGAGUUCAUUUUUAUGCAAGCGGAAGCACAAAGCAAAGUCGAUAAAAAGAGGGAUAAAUUGGAAAGGAAAGUGUUGGAUAGUCAGGAAAGGGCAUUCUGGGAUGUACAUCGGCCGAUGCCUGGUUGUGUAAAUACAACGGAACUCGAUAUCAAAAAAGAAUGCCGCAGUCAAAAACCAAACUUCAGAUCGAGCAAAUAUUUGAAACAUGGUGAAAAGGCUUCUCCUCAUUCGGAAUCUUAUUUAGCAGCUUCGAUAGAAUCUUUGCAAAAGGAGAUUGACAUGUUGAAAGAUAGAUUGGAUAGAAGAAACAUCAAAGUAUCCAAAGUUGCGGAAGCUCUUAUAGGAUAUUUCGAACAGUAUGCCGAGUAUGAUCCAUUUUUUACACAACCUGAGUUUACCAAUCCAUGGGUAUCGGAUAGUUCGGAAAUGUGGGAACAAGAAAAAAUAGCGAAAGAAGUGUCUACGAGAAGAGUCAAAAGAUGGGCGUUUGGUCUUCAAGAAUUGUUACAAGAUCCUAUUGGUAGAGAACAAUUUAUACGAUUUUUGGAAAAAGAAUUCAGCAGUGAAAAUCUCAAAUUUUGGGAAACCGUACAGGAAUUGAAAACUUUCCCGCAGAAAGAUGUUAACGUUAAGGCUGGAGAAAUUUGGAACGAAUUUUUAUGCCCAGAUGCGAGCUGUCCAAUCAACGUCGAUUCCAGAUCCUUCGAAAUAACAAAAAGAAAUCUUGAAAAACCUGAUCGUUGGUGUUUCGACAUAGCUGCGGCACACGUUUAUCAUUUAAUGAAAAGCGAUAGUUAUUCGAGAUAUCUUCGUUCCGAGAUGUACAAAGAUUUCCUCAACGGUUCGAAGAAGAAGACAUCGGUAAAGGGUAUUCGAUCAAUCGUAUCUUUCACCGGUCGCAGAGAUACGACAGUCUCGUAAUCAAUCAUUCAAUGAUCUUUGAAAAAUAUCGUAUCAUAUAGAAAAUUGAAAAGAAGAAAGAAAAAAAAAA
Messenger RNA from Polistes dominula (European paper wasp), 1980 nucleotides. RefSeq names its product regulator of G-protein signaling 7 (gene RSG7). Gene Ontology annotation, cellular component: neuron projection; cytoplasm. Gene Ontology annotation, molecular function: GTPase activator activity. Lineage: Eukaryota; Metazoa; Arthropoda; Insecta; Hymenoptera; Vespidae. Gene Ontology annotation, biological process: G protein-coupled receptor signaling pathway; intracellular signal transduction; regulation of G protein-coupled receptor signaling pathway. The record is from RefSeq and is a predicted model, not a curated record.